AAAACCAAUAAUUAAUUCACAAAUAGUAGUUUUCAAAAAUUUAGUUAUAGAAGGUUGUGGUAGUCUAUAUUUGGUAAAAGAAAUUGAAAACUACACCACAGACCUAAACCCAAAAGUGGCUUAUAGCUAUAGCUACAAAUGGAUCGCCCCCAUGCUCUAAAACUUCAAUAUCACGUCCUUGUAUCUUAAUCUAAAAGGUUAAAAGUUAAAAUCCCACAAUUGCGAAUCCUAAAAGUUAAUCCCAUCGCGUCUCCUUUCGUCUAUAUAUUACAUAUACUCCCUAGCUCUCUCUAAAUAUAUUCUUUCAAGUUUUGGAUACUUUCUUCUACUUAACCUAUAAUAAACAAAACACACACAUGAAUUCUUACAUCACGUUUAUUCUCCUCUCUCUUCUUCUUCUGCCGCCGUUAGCCUCCAGCCGCAACUACACAGACGAUACAAACGCCUCUAGUGUACCGCGGUACAGCAGGUACGUUAAAGACGCGUGUAACGUAACGCGAUACCAACAGCUAUGCCUCCGAACGCUUUGGCCGUUUACAAUCGUCGCUAAAGACAACUCGAGCAAGUGGGCCCGAGCUGGCGUCGCGGUGACCAUAACCGACACCAAACGAAUCCUAAGACUCUUGCUCAAAACGCGGAAUUCUCCAGCGGUCGGGAAACGCGAGAGGGUCGCGUUGUCGGAUUGCCGAGAGCUGUACGUUGACUCCCUCGACAAUCUGUACAAGUCUCUCUCCGUUCUCCGGACACUAGACGCCGACGAGUUUCAGCAGCAGAUGAGCGAUCUCGCGACGUGGCUAAGCGCUGCACUCACGGAUCAGGACACGUGUCUUGAUGGAUUUGAGGAGACGAUGAGUAAAUCGUGGACGGUCAGGAUGAUUAAGAGGAAAGCGACCAGGUGUAUGCACUUGUGCAGUAAUGCUCUGGCGCUCACCAACAAGCUUGCUUAUGACGGCUUGUAAUCUACGCUCGCUUAUGAUAUAUAUUAUUAUUACACUACUAUGUAUUAUACAUACAUGAAAGAAAGAAAAAUUAAUUAAUAAUACGAUCGUGGUCCUGUUAAUAGUUCGAAAGAAAUAUCAUGAUAUCAUAAAUUUCAUGAUAAUAACGACUCUGUUUGUCUUCGUUCUCUCUUUUUUAUUUUAUUUUGUUAUGUUAUUUACAUAUAGCCGC
Molecule: messenger RNA, 1170 nt
Organism: Eruca vesicaria subsp. sativa (arugula)
Lineage: Eukaryota; Viridiplantae; Streptophyta; Magnoliopsida; Brassicales; Brassicaceae
Source: the annotation of a GenBank genome assembly